AUGGCGGAUCAAAAGGAAACCGUCAGCUUGGAUGAUAUCAAGAAGGAGAACGUUGAUCUUGAAACAAUACCAGUGGAUGAUGUAUUUAGGAUAUUGGUAAGUUCCAAGGAGGGAUUGGAAUCUCAGGAUGCAGCUAGAAGGCUUGAAGUGUUUGGCCAAAAUAAACUUGAGGAGAAAAAAGAGAAUAAGAUCUUAAAAUUUUUGGGUUUCAUGUGGAAUCCCUUGUCAUGGGUUAUGGAAAUUGCUGCUAUCAUUGCUAUUGUAUUGGCAAAUGGACAGAAUAGGCCACCAGAUUGGCAAGAUUUUCUUGGAAUUGUGAUCUUGCUUGUCAUCAACUCUACGGUUAGUUUCAUCGAAGAAAACAAUGCAGGCAAUGCUGCAGCAGCCUUGAUGGCUGGUCUUGCUCCUAAGACGAAGGUGAUAAGAGAUGGUAGCUGGAAGGAGAUGGAUGCAGCAUUGUUAGUACCAGGGGAUGUGAUAAGUAUUAAGUUGGGGGAUAUUGUACCGGCUGAUGCUCGUUUACUUGAUGGAGAUCCCUUGAAGAUUGAUCAAUCUGCUCUCACGGGUGAGUCAUUACCCGUGACAAAGCACCCAGGGGAGGGAGUUUACUCUGGUUCCACAUGUAAACAAGGUGAAAUUGAGGCUGUUGUCAUUGCAACUGGAAUCAGCACCUUUUUCGGAAAAGCUGCUCAUCUUGUUGAUAGUACCAAUAAUGUUGGCCACUUCCAGAAGGUGUUGACAGCAAUCGGAAACUUCUGCAUAUGCUCCAUUCUAGUUGGAAUCAUCAUAGAAAUACUGGUGAUGUACCCAAUUCAGCACAGAAAGUACAGAGAUGGAAUUGAUAAUCUGCUUGUUCUUCUCAUUGGAGGGAUUCCAAUAGCCAUGCCUACUGUAUUAUCGGUCACUAUGGCUAUUGGAUCUCACAAAUUGUCAGAACAAGGUGCCAUUACUAAGAGGAUGACUGCUAUAGAGGAGAUGGCUGGAAUGGAUGUUCUUUGUAGUGACAAGACAGGAACUCUUACAUUAAACAAACUUGAAGUAGACAAAGGUUUAGUCGAGGUCUUCGCAAAGGAUAUGGACCAAGAUACCGUUAUUCUUCUUGGGGCCAGAGCUUCAAGGGUUGAAAACCAGGAUGCUAUAGAUGCUUGCAUUGUCGGAAUGCUAGCAGAUGCCAAGGAGGCUAGAGCUGGGAUUCAAGAAGUGCACUUCCUGCCUUUUAACCCUGUUGACAAGCGCACAGCUAUUACUUACAUAGACACCAAUGGCAAUUGGCAUAGGGUUAGCAAAGGUGCACCAGAACAGAUUGUUGAUCUUUGUCGCCUAAGUGAGCAUGUAAAGAGGAAAGUUCACUCCAUCAUUGACAAGUUUGCUGAUCGUGGUCUUCGCUCUCUUGCAGUGGCUCAACAGACUGUACCAGAGAAGACAAAGGAAAGUCCAGGAGCGCCUUGGGUCUUUGUAGGGCUCUUGCCUCUUUUUGACCCUCCAAGGCAUGAUAGUGCAGAAACAAUUAGGCGUGCCCUUGUCCUUGGUGUCAAUGUAAAAAUGAUAACUGGCGAUCAGCUUGCCAUAGGCAAGGAGACUGGUCGUAGGCUUGGCAUGGGAACAAACAUGUAUCCUUCUUCCUCCCUCCUGGGGCAGCACAAGGAUGAAAGUAUUGCUAACCUCCCUGUGGAUGAACUCAUCGAGAUGGCUGAUGGCUUUGCCGGAGUCUUUCCAGGUUACUAACUAUUUCCCAUAUAUUUUUUACUGUUAGAAAGUCAUCCUCCUGACUUCUAUUAUUAGCAAUCUUUAUACUUAUUUGUAUUUGCGCGAUAUCUUUGGAACUGUGUAGAGCACAAAUAUGAGAUCGUGAGGAAGCUCCAAGAAAGAAAGCACAUUUGUGGUAUGACAGGAGAUGGUGUGAAUGAUGCCCCUGCUUUGAAGAAAGCAGAUAUAGGCAUAGCUGUGGCAGAUGCUACUGAUGCUGCUCGUAGUGCAUCAGACAUAGUUCUCACGGAGCCAGGAUUGAGUGUGAUAGUGAGUGCUGUUUUGACCAGCCGAGCUAUAUUUCAGAGGAUGAAGAAUUAUACCAUUUAUGCUGUUUCUAUAACCAUCCGAAUUGUACUAGGGUUCAUGCUCAUUGCAUUAAUCUGGAAGUUUGAUUUCUCACCUUUCAUGGUUCUUAUCAUUGCCAUUCUUAAUGAUGGAACCAUCAUGACCAUAUCUAAAGAUAAGGUGAAGCCAUCACCCAUGCCUGACUCAUGGAAACUUAGAGAAAUAUUUGCCACUGGCAUAGUUCUUGGUACUUACCUAGCCGUGAUGACUGUUAUCUUCUUUUGGCUUGCACACCAGUCAAAUUUCUUCAGUGACAAAUUUGGAGUAAGAUCGAUUAGAGACAAUGUACACGAGCUCAAUGCUGCACUGUAUCUUCAAGUCAGCAUUGUUAGUCAGGCACUCAUUUUCGUAACUAGGUCAAGGAGUUGGUCUUACGUAGAACGACCUGGUUUCCUUCUGUUAGCUGCUUUUUUUGUAGCACAGCUGGUUGCCACCAUAAUUGCAGUAUAUGCAAACUGGGGUUUUGCUAGGAUCCAUGGUAUUGGUUGGGGUUGGGCUGGUGUUAUUUGGCUUUACAGUAUUAUUUUCUACAUACCUCUAGAUUUUCUAAAAUUCGCAAUCAGAUACAUUUUGAGUGGCAGAGCCUGGAACAGUAUGAUUGAAAACAAGGUUGCUUUCACAAACAAGAAGGAUUAUGGUAGGGGAGAAAGAGAGGCGCAAUGGGCAUUGGCUCAACGCACAUUGCACGGACUUCACCCUCCUGAUACUUCACAGAUGUAUGACAACAAAAGCUAUAAUGAAUUGUCUGAAAUAGCUGAGCAUGCCAAACGUCGUGCUGAAGUUGCAAGGCUAAGAGAGCUUCAUACACUCAAGGGGCAUGUGGAGUCAGUGGUGAAGCUCAAGGGACUUGACAUUGAGACAAUUCAGCAACAUUACACAGUGUAGUACAGCAACCACAGUACAAAAGUCAGUUGGCAAAUAAAGAGUUAGAAAUAAGAAAUAGAAAACUGUUUCUAGGUUCCCUCUUUCCGUUCCUUUCAUUGCUGAUUAGCAGAUGAUAUGUGCUCUGGGAAUAAUGUAGCAAACAAGGUCGGAAAGCAGAGGUCUCGUAAGAGCUAGACAGUUUCCUUUUUAGCUUGUACUUGUAUUCUACCAGCUUUUAACUACUUUAAUUGUAAUUAGCCAAAUUCAGAAAUUGCAGCAUUUCAGUUUAUGCAAAUGAGAUUCACUUUGCUGAAAUUUGUUCU
Molecule: messenger RNA, 3281 nt
Organism: Solanum tuberosum (potato)
Lineage: Eukaryota; Viridiplantae; Streptophyta; Magnoliopsida; Solanales; Solanaceae
Product: plasma membrane ATPase 4
Exons: 11
Biological process (GO): proton export across plasma membrane
Cellular component (GO): membrane
Molecular function (GO): ATP binding; P-type proton-exporting transporter activity; ATP hydrolysis activity
Source: RefSeq, a predicted model, not a curated record